Messenger RNA from Lytechinus variegatus (green sea urchin), 507 nucleotides. RefSeq lists its product as uncharacterized. The transcript has a single exon. The record is from RefSeq and is a predicted model, not a curated record. Lineage: Eukaryota; Metazoa; Echinodermata; Echinoidea; Temnopleuroida; Toxopneustidae. The coding region runs from base 28 to 507 and encodes 159 amino acids.
AUAACCAAAUGUUGUCUGUCUUCUGAGAUGACUUCUAGAAUGUGGCCAUGUCUCAGAUCUUUCACCUCACUGAAAUAUCUUGCCAUCUCAGACUCAUCUCUCAGUUUCGCUCCAUCACCUCCUGAGCUACCAUCGGUCACAAAACUAUCAGUCAAGGGAUUGACGUCCCAGUGCUUUGAAAGUCUGAUCUCAUCGCUUCCUGGUUUGGAAGAUAUCAUUCUCACGAUGGAUUAUGCGGAGGGAGACAUUGCUCGUUACACCACUGUUCUUCGUCGGACAGCAGGGCAGAAACUCAAAUACAUAUGUCUAUAUGGUCCGUCAUCACGUUCACCAGAGGAGAGCCGUGUAUCGAGAGAGACAAUGAGAGGACUGGGUCUGUUCAUCAAAGAACAUACACAGAACCUGCAGGAGCUCUUUCUGCAUAUGGUGAAGUGUACAGACGACGAUGACUUAGUUUACCUAAUGGAGUGCUGCAGACGUGUAAAGACGAUGGAAAACGUUUGGUAA